UGUGGUGAAAUUUUUUAUUGUCAAUAUAUUUAGAAUUCUUUUUCGUUAAUACAAAAUGGAAUAAAUUAAAUGUUUAAUAAAAAUUUCGAAUUUCGAAACCUAAGAAAUAAAGUAGUGUCGCUAAACCCCACAAUCUUUUCAAUUGACGCAACAUAUACGGAUCCCAAAUUCGAUAAUGUCGCAGCAACAGCUAGCGGCAUCAAGUGAUAUAAGUGGGAAAGCAAAGGAGGAGAAAUCCAUUCCUCAGACCUCGAAAUUUACGUCCGCAAAUUCGCAAUAUACAUUCUACCAAUCGCAUUUAUCUCAACCACCAACAGACUAUAUGUUUCUCGACGACAAUCCAACGUUAAAAACUACACAAAAACUGCAAACUGCAACAAAAGUAGAGCAGAAAUCAAGAACAAAUAUUAAUUUACAAAAGAUGCCUAACAAGCAACGUCUUGAGAGUGGUGCUUCCCGCAGAGAUUCCUACGACUUAAGUGAAGACAAUCCAGUAUUGUCUGUAAAGAGUAAACUGAUGGAAGAGUGGGAAGUAUGCCAAACGCAAGAAAAAGAUUCCAAUGAGUCAGUAAGAGGUUCAAUUGAGCAGAUUGAGCCGUUAAGCCCCCGACGAUGCUCGCUAGAAGGUAAAUUUAUACCCCAGACAAACCAUAUGCCGUCGAGUAAAAUAAAGCCAACUAUCGUUGAACGCGGUUAUUUGUUUUGGCAACUACAAAAAACCGGUGACGAAGUCGAUCAUUUAGAAACUAUUAUGCAACGGACGGUGGAACAAAAACAGUUAGAAGCGGGAUCGGAAAAUAUAUCUCUGGAACGUAAUGUUUGAAUCCACAAAUGUACUGCCAGAACAUAAAAAAGUAAAAACGGACCUGUUUAAUUAAAAAAGAAAAUUGAAAAAGAAAAGUAUAUUCCAGAAGGGUGUUCCAGAGUUGACAUUUAAUGGAAUAGAUACAAUUUCUAAUGAAAUAAGUAUUAAAAGGAACCUACUUAGAGUUUUCGAUUUAGUAAAAUUCAAAUCUAUGAAGUGAUUUACUUACUACUCCAAUACGCAUGACUAUUGCAGUCUUCCACAUCAUUUUCCACUGCUUCUGGUCGUUCCCGCUUUAGCGUAUGCAAACCAAAAUCGGUUAUUUUUAAAACGAACCUCGAAUCCACCACACAAUUGGAUGACUUCAAAUUGCCAUGCGAGCGUAUAACCGAGUUGUGCAAAAAAUGCAUGCCGCGCACAAUAUCAUGCAUCAACGAUAAUUUAAUCAUCCAGUCCAGCUGGAAUUGUUCAUUCUCCAGUAUGUCCUGCAGUGAGCCCUUCGGACAGUAUUCGGUGAGUAGGAAACGCUUCGGCGGAUCCAAGCACGCGCCAUAGAAUUUUACCAAAUGGUCAUGCUGUAGAUCCUUCAUACUUUUUAGUUCCAACAUUAGCGAACGUGUCAAAUUGAUUUGUCGAUUUUCGAUAGCCUUAAUGGCCACUUCACAACCACGAUACAUACCGACUGGUAUAAAGAUUUGACGAUCACCGCACAGCGAACGCAAAUCAUCGGACAUUAGUGUCAAUUGCGAGCUAUGCCGCACAAGUGAGUGGAAAGAGCCGCGUAUACCGCGACCUCCCAAAUCCGGACAAACUAAAUCACUAAGUGAAAUCUUCCAUGUCAUAGAAUUUAUUUCCGCUUCUGAUUUGUAAUGUCGAUAGCCGAAAAAGAAACCGACGGUCAUCAGCACAACUACGACGCCGAGUAUGAUCGAAAGUAUGGCAUAACCGGGUAGAGCUGCAGAGACAAAAAUGUGAAAAAUAUUAUCGGUAAACUGAUCACAAUUAUAAAUGAAGUAAACUUACAAUUAUCUGGACAUAGUGAGCCAUCGUAACCACAAAUCGGCGUACUAGGUGGCGGUUCUUUGCGACCCCCGGCCCAAUGUAUCUCCUUACCCGGCACAAAGUCUAAGCGGUUGUGGAUGAAAUCAGCAACAAUUUCAAAACUACCCGUAUGCGGAUUCAUAUCCAGUAAAGAAUAUGCUGAGAUACGAUCGCCGUUGUUAUCGAUAGUUACAUUACCGGUAAUACCCUUGAAGCUGCGACCCCACAUACGUCGUACCAUAUCGGUGCCAUUUAUAGGGCGUGUCAGCACUGUCGGAUCCUCACGGAUACUGUCAUUGAGGGCUUUGGCAUAGAGCAAUACACCAUCGAAGAAAGAUAUUACAAAGGAUGAGACAUCCUCAUUUUCCUGGAAUGUGUAAUUGUAUUUCUCCGUAGCGAUGGUUUUGAUCUAAAAAAUAAAAAAGGAAUUUUAGUUGCA
Bactrocera oleae (olive fruit fly) is the source of this 2285-nucleotide messenger RNA. Lineage: Eukaryota; Metazoa; Arthropoda; Insecta; Diptera; Tephritidae. The record is from RefSeq and is a predicted model, not a curated record.